AUGGCCAAAUUUAGCAGCAGAGCUGCCUUGGCGUUUUGCGCACUAGCGCUCUGUUCCAUCACGCGUCUAGCUACUUCUACUUGCUUUUUUGACAACCCAAAUGGCCUACUCAGCAGCAAUGCUCUUGUCACGUGUCACGAAGACCUCGAAGUCGCCUACAACGCAACUGCUAGAUGCCCUCUGCGAGUCAAUGGUAGUGAUUAUAUAUGGCAUCCUCGCCCAAUUACGGAUGGUAGCGGUCAUAUCAACGCGUAUGUCGGUGAAAAUGGCAAGUUACGUUCUGCUCCUCUUUCGAAUGUAAUACGUACGGAAGAUAAAUACCCAUUUAUCUGGUUGGAAUCUGAUGCUUCGCGAACGGAUAUUAAGUUCAAAAAGCCACUCAACGAGAUGAUUGCGCUUACUGAGAACCGUUUGAUAUUUAUCUGCGGCCCUCGAAGUCUGGUUUUAAGCGAUGCCUUGCAGCGCCAUAUUUACCAUUUCAGUGUUACUCAACCGAAGAGACUUCCUUGGACUCCAGUCACUCCAAUGACUCAGGAAAUAUCAAAGAUAGGGCACGGGUUGGGCGUGUUUUUCUUGAACAGAGGAACCGUGCAUCUACCGCUUCAGGGCUGUGGCAGCCGCCCCUCACCGCUUUUUGCUGUGGAUGAUGAGGUGACAGUGGACCCCGUAACAGGGACCCGUUCGUGUGUGGCAGAUCCGAUGUCGAAAUCACCUAUCGGUUUUUUGUGCGAAGGCCGUGUGGAACCUGAUGAUUGCAUGAGAUUCCUCUUAGAUGCGAAUGGCGGAGUUGUGACUGCUCCUACGCCACGUUACGAUAUGACUUCCAGUUUCCAUCGACCUUGGUCUGUGGCUAAAUAUUUUCACCAAUUAGCAUUACCACCGUUCAAUGGCGAAUGCAGGUGCACAGACCCCAAAACCGGUCGGGUGAAGGCCAAGAUUGAGAUCCGUUCGAAAACCGAAUACGUUUGUGACAUUGCCAGGAUGAUCGAACGCAACCGUGCAAGUCCGAUCAGCGGCCCUUGGUGUUCGGUUGUACUCCACCCAGGCAGCACCUUGACCAUAAGGUUUCCAACGACGGAUGGCGAUUCGGCGUCUUACGAUCAUUCCUUGCCUGGCCCAUCUUCGCGACAGACGUCUGUCUAUGAGUACGAAACUGAAUUCCUGCCGAAUGACUUGAGUACUUUGCGGCAACUGGCAAGCGUCUAUGACUUUGACAUCUACGAAGAAGUCUUGUACCACGAAGCAAUUGCUGGCGAUGCCCUCGAGUUAGAUGUUUCACAGAUGUCACUGGGAGAGGUUAAACUGCGGUAUCAUCUGGAUAAACCCUUGGCAUUACUGCAUGGAACAAACUCGUUCAAUUAUCAUUGGGCAUUGAAAUCUACGAAAGAAAAUACUCCAAAUAAGAUACGCGCCACCGUAAACAUAUCUUUCGCGUUUAGCCAUCAGUACGACAUAAUUGGUUGCGACCGAGGGACACCAAGUGUGUUCGAUCCAAACGUGAGCAAGUCCCAUUGUUCAGUAAAAUCUAUGGGUAAUGGUAUAGGGGAUGUUUACGAAUGCAAUUCCCCUAUUAAAGAGGGCGUUAAGCGGGCAGGUAUUUACUGUAGACAAGACGAGGAACUGUUACCGCCUAAUUGUGAAUCUAUGGGAUACGAUCUCCACAAGAAUAGGAUGAUCUCAAUUCCUGGGUCUGUACGAAAUGCGACACCAUAUCCCAUUCGAGGGUUUCAGGUGUUCAGCUAUUUCUUCCGCGACUAUAGCCCUGUCAGUUAUGCUUACUUCUGUGUCGAUCAACGUGGGUACGAAACGUCCAGGCUUGUUGUAGAGUCACAUCAUCAUGAAGAAUUUACCUGCCGAGUACGUCACGCAAAGGUCUCUCAUACUCCCAUUCCCUACAUAUUUCUGCCGUGGAGUGAGGUUGAAUUAUCAAGUGAAGGAUCCACAUCACCCACAUCUCUUAUGCUGAAAAACAUAUCUCGAAAGUCAGUUGGUUUGCAUGUGGGUAAAACGGUGUCCAUUACUUGUGGAAUUGAGGGCAUUCGAUCUUUUCACGGGGAGUUGGAGUGUGAUUGUUUGCACCCUAGAAUAGAUGAGAACCUGCCGGCAACAUGGCUUCCAACGCAGCCUGAAGAAUUCUAUUAUUCGGUAAACAAAACUUCAGAUGCGAUUGAGCUUGUAAAGAUGGCAUACGACAAUUCACUUGCUACUACUCCAGGUGGAUUCAAAGUCGGAUACCCUAGUGACAAAAAUGGAACAAAAAAAAAUAAAUUGGUUAUGCAAACGACUCUGGACGCCAUAUUGAUUUCCAAAAAUCCGCUUCAUAAGCAAAACGUGCCCAUAACAUUCGUUUGCGGAAAAGCACCCGAGAGAUCGGAUCUGUCCAUCCUGACUGGCAACGUGUCAACCUCAAACACAUCUGCACAACCCAGCUCCCAUGUCAUGGGGUUGUCAACAGGAUACACGUGGAACGUAGUUCAAGUUAACGUCGAGACCACAGACCCCUAUAUGCAAGGAUGCGGCGUUACCUACGCGUCCACUGAGUUGUUCAAGCCUGAAACGCCCAAACUCUACGACGCUGACGGCAACCCACAGUUCGGUUGCAAGAUCGAUCUUCAAGCUGCCAAGGAAGCGGCGUUCUACUGCCCAGCGCCGUACGUCCUGGACCCACCUAACUGCUUCAGCCAGGUCUUGGUUGACGGUGAAGUAAAGAACACGCGCGACAUCAGCCAAUCCCUGGUGAUAUCACAAUCAAAUCAUUUUAUGAUUUUGUAUUCAUUCAGUGGACUCGUUGGGCCCGGAGAGAAGCUACGCCAGACGCCUCCGUUGGAGUGCCGCUGCGUCACCAUCAAGGGCGUCGUUCUCUCCACCAUACAGAUCGGGAACUAUUACUCAAAGUGA
Babesia ovata is the source of this 2898-nucleotide messenger RNA. RefSeq lists its product as uncharacterized. The record is from RefSeq and is a predicted model, not a curated record. The coding region runs from base 1 to 2898 and encodes 965 amino acids. NCBI's taxonomy places the organism in Eukaryota, Apicomplexa, Aconoidasida, Piroplasmida, Babesiidae. The transcript has a single exon.